AUGCACCCUGUGCUCACCGCCAUCGCUCGACUGCUUCUCGGCACCUCCCUGUUCUCCUCGCUCUUUUUAUCCCGUCCAUGGUUCGACGCGAGCGAGGGCGUCACCUUGGCUGAGUACGCCGCAGCCGCUUAUUGUCCUCCCGAGACGAUCAGUAAUUGGACGUGCCCACGAUGCGCUGGUCUGACCGCCAACUUUGAACCUCACGCGGUGGUUUACGACGAAGCCUGGAAUCUCCAAGGUUACGUCGGGUACUCCUCGGAUUUUCAGAAGUUGAUGGUUGUUUUUCGGGGGACAAUUGGGAGUAGCCUGGAGAACUGGAUUCACAAUCUCAUGGCAACGAGAACUCAAGCCAACCUUCCAGGCAUGCCAGACGAUGCCAAAGUUCACGACGGAUUUUAUAGGUCGUGGACCCGCUCGCUGCUGCAAAAGCAAGUGACAGAAGCUGUGCAGGACAUUUUGAAAGAGCGAGGAGUUGUACCGGUGUUGGUGGUUGGGCACUCGCUGGGCGGAGCCCUUGCGACGUUGUGUGCAGCGGAACUCAUGUACACCUAUAAUUUGACCGAUGUGCAGUUGUAUACAUUUGGAAGUCCUCGCGUUGGAAACGCGGCUUUUGCGGAGGCGUUGAGGAACUCGACGUUGGACCACACAAGAAUGACGCACGACCGGGACGUUGUCCCGACGGUUCCUUUCGAGCAUUUGGGCUUCCAUCACACUGCGAGGGAGGUGUGGCAGAGGACCGUCCGGGUAGGCAGAUCGCCGAUGACACUCUCCGUCGAAGUGAUUUGUGACGAAUACGGGGAGGAUCCGAACUGUCAGAACUCAAUUUGUGGGUAUCCUGGUUCGUGCGCGAGCGUGGCAGAUCAUUUGGAAUACCUGGGAGUAUCUCUCGGCUCGACGUCGACAUCACCUUGCUAG
Molecule: messenger RNA, 915 nt
Organism: Micromonas commoda
Lineage: Eukaryota; Viridiplantae; Chlorophyta; Mamiellophyceae; Mamiellales; Mamiellaceae
Exons: 1
Coding region: 1-915 (304 amino acids)
Biological process (GO): lipid metabolic process
Source: RefSeq, a predicted model, not a curated record